AUGCGAUUUAUUUCAGGCAGCCAUCAAAAAUACAGAGCCAUUCUGAAGAAAGAGAAGCGAAAAAAAAAGCGGCAGGCACUUGCCAAACUAAGAGACUCAGAAGCUACAGAAAAAGAUGAAUCAGUGUCUGAGGAGGAAGAGGAAGAACUGGAAGAAGAGGAAGAGGAAGAAGAAGAAGAAAAAAAACUUGAGGCAGAAAGACAAAAACUACAUGAGCAGUGGUUGCUGAGAGAAGAAAAGGCCCAAGAAGAGUUCAAGCUUAAGAAAGAAAAAGAAGAGGCUGCAAGAAAACGUCAAGAAGAAGAAGAGGCAGCUGUACAGAGGAUGCUGGAUCAAGCUGAAAGCCAGCUGGAGAAUGGUGUGACCUGGCACAACCCAGAGCCCCCAGAGAACAUAGGAACAGAGAAGGAUAGAGCAAAUUGCCCAUUCUAUAUUAAAACAGGUUCCUGCCGAUUUGGAGACAGGUGUUCUCGCAAGCAUAACUAUCCAACAUCUAGUAAGACACUACUCGUCCGAGGGAUGUUCAUUACUUUUGGCAUGGAGCAGUGCCGGAGAGAUGACUAUGACACGGACGCAAGUCUCGAGUACAGUGACGAGGAGACCUACCAGCAGUUCCUGGAGUUUUACGAGGACGUGCUCCCCGAGUUUCAGAAUGUUGGGAAGGUUGUUCAAUUCAAGGUCAGUUGCAACUAUGAGCCUCACCUGCGAGGAAAUGUGUAUGUCCAGUACCAGUCGGAGAAGGACUGUCAGGCAGCACUUGCUCUAUUCAGUGGACGAUGGUAUGCAGGCCGACAGCUUCAUUGUGAAUUUUGUCCUGUGACGAGGUGGAAAACUGCUAUAUGUGGCUUAUUUGAAAGGCAGAAGUGUCCAAGAGGGAAACACUGCAACUUUCUUCAUGUAUUCAAAAAUCCAAACAAUGAGUUUUGGGAGGCCAAUAGAGACAUACGUAUUUCUCCUGAACGGACUAGUCAGUUGUCUAAAAACUCUGAAAGGAGAAACAGGACGAGCCAUCGUGACGACUAUUACAGCCGGUCAAGGAGAAGGGGCAGCCCAAGCCCAGACCAUUCUUACCGCAGAAAUGGAGAGUCUGAGAGAAAAAAGAAUCGCCGCAAAAACAAGAGAAGGCGCCGGUCUGGCAGGUCACGAAGUCGAGAGAGGAGGAGGUCUCGCAGCAGGGGGAGGAAGAGGAGAGGCCGCAGUCGCAGCAGAAGUCAUAGUCGAACACGCAGUAGGAGCAGAAGUCGGAGUUCCUCUCGAUCCAGGAGCAGGGGUAAAAAGAGAUCGAGCAGCAGAGGAAAAAGUAGCGAAACUCCCAAAACAAAGUGAGAAUUACUUUUAGAAGGUGCUAAUUGAUCCAACGUAGAGCUGACAAAUAUUUCUAAUAGGGCACCAGAUAUAUUUGAGUUUCAAAUAAAGUGUUCUUGCACAUUAAAAUGUUUCCUCCUAAUAAAGGA
Molecule: messenger RNA, 1454 nt
Organism: Balearica regulorum gibbericeps (East African grey crowned-crane)
Lineage: Eukaryota; Metazoa; Chordata; Aves; Gruiformes; Gruidae
Source: RefSeq, a predicted model, not a curated record